UGAUAGUUGAGCUGUUGGUAGAAAUAAAUCUUAUAUCAAUAUUCUUGAAUAACUUAAAACGAGCCGGCUUCACUUUAAUAUGAAGAAAUGAGUGGUACAGAGUGAACUAAAACCUCACCGACUUUUAUGUUUUGGAUAGACUGUGUCUAGCACCUCAUGCUGAAAGGCAACCACGUGUUUCAACUUUACCUCCUGUUUAGUAUUAUAUCUCAAAAUUUCAAUCAUCAAAGGUGGACGUGACCACAUUCUGCUUAUACUUAGUAGCAUACAGUUGAUCUGACAUAUGUUUCUGGAUAUUGUAGAAGCGACGUUUACUAGGGGUUUUUGUUUGUUUCUAUUUUUGCUUCUUUGCUUACAUAUUUGCUUGCUUUCUUGAUUCAUUUAAAGAAUGUGUGAGCUGUUAUCCCCCAAAUUCUCAUGCUUCAAUUUAGUUGCAGUUUUCAUGCAACACCAAAUUGUCUAGUUAAAAACAACUCUUAAGUGAUCUGGUACACUUAACAUUUUAAACAAUUUUUUUAAUGUUACUACUUACCAAAAUAACAAAAACUCUCAUUGCUUUCAUUCUGGACAUUGUUGUAGCCUUAAGGAAACUGAGGAUAAUUUUAGGCAUACAAGGAUGCACCUUUACUUUGGCUAGAUUUUGUGAAUUUAUUGCCUUAAAAAAUGAGUAUAAUACAUGUUCAUUGAUACAGUGUGUUUAAAUUAAGCAUACCAGUUUAUCACAUAUCAACUACUUGUAGUUUGUGUCAGAGAGAAAGAGACUGUGUGUUUAUUCACUAGAUUAACUUGAGUAUAUUCUUUAAGUGACUAUCUUACCCACAAAAUAUAAACAUGGAAAAUACAUAUAUGUAGAUAUGUAUGUGUUAUUAGUUUCUUGAGUAUUUGGAGAAAGAAGUGUAAUAGAAAUAUUAUUAGUACUUUUGGGGGUGGUUCCUAAAAUGCAUUAUGAUGUACAUAAUAAAUAGUUCCAUGAGUUAUGGUUCUAUCUAUUGCCAGGCAACAAAGGUUCUUUCUUCCUUUCUUUUUUUGCUCAGCUCUGUUUCUGAAAUUAUUACCUCUCCCUUCAGCAGAAAAAAAUUAUUUUAAGAUUAAAAAAAUUACUAACAUUUAGAAAAUUGAAUUAAUGAUUUUAUGGUAGAUUAACCUUAAUCUUCCAUUGCUGGAAAUGUGGGUUCUUAAUAGUUAAAGAGAAGAGAGCUAUCAAAAUAAUUUAAUUCACAAUCCUCAAAAAUGAUGAGAAAUUCCAUGGAUAUGGAGGUUCAGAACAAACCCGGAAAGAUUAGCAUCCCUGAAAGGUCCAUCUUCUCAGGGGCAAAGGCUGUUGAGCAUCCAGAUUACCCACACUACUGUGAUCUCUUAAGGAAAAUGAACAUGCCCUUUGUGAAAGGACCCGAAGACAGACAUAACUAUGGCAGAUUUGAAAAGAACUGCAACGCUUCGUUUUUAAAAUUCCAUCCUUAUCCUCCUUCAGUCCUGCCAAACUACCAUUCCCACUACCCUUAUCCCCCACCAUACGGGCCGGCAUACCCACUGUUUCCACUUCGUGAUGAUAUGAGCUUAGGCGAUCCCUGCUCAGGAUUUUUGAGUCCUGGUGCUGACGCUGAUUUAAAGCCUGGCGUUGGCAGAACCAUACCAAAUCUGGCCAGUUUCGAUGAUGUGAAACCUCAAAAUCGAGUUCCUAGGCCAGACAACGGAUUUCAAACAACAAUAAAAAGGCAAACAGUGCUAUUAGAGGAACUACAACAGAGCAGACUAUGGAAUUCCAGGAAAGUACCAGACAUUUCCAUCAGGGCAAAACUUGGAGGUUGGACAAGUCCGCAGAAAGUCACUCCUUUACCAGCUGAUGAUCACAAAAGAAGCUCAUUAAGUCGCAUACUUACAUUUGAUGAGGAGGCAACAAGUCCAGAUGGUAGUGAACCACUUGCCCAGCUAGGCAAGAAAUAUAAUAUAAAGGAUUCAUUUUACAAAUCUUCAACACAGAAGGCUUUUGAAACUGUUCCUUGGGACAAAAUGCUACGACCAAAACUUGACCCAGAGGAAACAACAGUGGAAAAGCCUACUGACUGCAUCUCACAGUGUUUCACACUGAAAAGAUAUGAAAGAGUCCCAGCGAUAACCCAGAUUGUCGGAGGACUCUGGGACAGAUUUCAGACAAGAUUGUUCUCAGCACCAGUCAAGCCAAUCAGUUUUGUGAGUCCAAGUUCUAGGAGUAAAUACAUUCCUCUCUAUACUGGUCAUGUGCAGAGUACAAAUGCUGAUGAUGUGGAUAACCCAUUUGGAAAUAUCGCAUCUGUGGCCAAGCCUCGGCACUCCAAACUGCUCUAUACAGACACAAGUCGUGUGGUGAAUAUCCCAGGAUACACCGGCAAGGUUCAUUUCACAGCCACCCACCCAACAAAUUCUAAUAUUCCAUCAACAACCCCAUCACCAGAUUCAGAGAUGAACCGCAUUUUACGACAAGAAAUGGGAGUUGACUGCUUCCGUCACCAGGCCCCACUGUCGCGAAUGGUCACAACUGUGAAGCCUUACAACCCCUUCAACAGGAAGGAAAAAGAAACCUUUGAUUACUGAAGGAGACCACACCCCCGAGAGGCUUCUAAGUCCCAGCUGUGGGGAAGGCUUUGUGCACAGGAAUGGAGAAUCAAGAACACAGAAUAGUC
This is a messenger RNA of Mesocricetus auratus (golden hamster), 2660 nucleotides long. It is a transcript of the gene Spmip7, whose product is annotated as spermatogenesis associated 48. The coding region runs from base 1231 to 2571 and encodes 446 amino acids. The transcript has 9 exons. The record is from RefSeq and is a predicted model, not a curated record. NCBI's taxonomy places the organism in Eukaryota, Metazoa, Chordata, Mammalia, Rodentia, Cricetidae.